CAGCGGCAGCAGAACAAAGCGUGAAAACACAAGCAACUUUCUUGGCGUGGCCAGAGUCUUGGCUGUUCCCACGAACGAGGAGGCAAAUUUCCCGCUCUCUGAAAAAGCGGAGCGUGAAUUAGUUGACGACCUAGGUGUGACGAUCAAGCGAGACUGGAACCUGAGACGUGACAUUUUGGACAAUUACCACGAUAGCCACUUCUUUGCAAACUUCAUCACCAAACGGCAAGCCUACAACAUCAAUUUUCUCUUCCCAUUUCGUAUCCUUGUUAAGGCUGACUUCUCUAAGCCAUGAUCUAGGGUUCCAUUCGAGGGGAAAACGUAUUUUUUAGGAUGGUCCUCCUCCUCAGGAUGGAUAAAAGUGAGCUCUAUGAGUCUAUAACGUUGUACUAGAGUCUAACCUCUUAGAGGAGCUCACUUUUAUGUGGGUACCUUUACCUUAACCUUACCUUUACCUUACCUUUACCUUAUAGCCUUACCUUUACCUUAUAGCCUUACCUUUACCUUAACCUCCUUACCGUUAAGCUCUAACGUUACACUUCUGAGCUUGGCCAGUAGCGGGGAAUACCCAGGUGGUGUACUGGCUCUCGAUUCCGAGUACCAUCUGCUGCAACCAUGGAAGCUGUUGCAGCUGAUCACGCUUACGGCCAGCCAGCAGAAUUUCCUCGCCUUGUUUUUAAGGAUAGUAGAUAGUCAAUCACUAUUACUUGUUGUUCCGUAACCGUAUCAUGGACUUACUAUGUAUAAUGCGUUGGCUGCUGAGUGGGAGUGGGUUCCCGCCCUCCUUAAUAGAAGAAGGGAAGGGGAAAGUAAAAAGGAAGCUGCAAUUCGAGGCAACUCAUUCAACGAACCAGCGACAAGGAUAGCGAUUGACUAGCGUUAACGUUUCCCGGUCCACCGUUGCAUUUUUCGUUCGUCGUCGCAAGCUUCAUCUCGUGGGAUGUUGUCUCAGCCCUGAAAGAAAGUUGGCGCAAAAUCGUAGCGCGUGUAUUCGACGCCAUCAGCGGCCAAGAGCUAUUUCCACCAAGGUACCUUUUGGAAUUUUUGCCGGCAAAGAUGCUUGAGUCUGUGUAUCUGCAGGUACAACAAGGGGGUCCUCCACCACAUGGCAGUGCUGGUCAUCAAAGUCGAAAUAAAUUGGAGGGUGGAAGGAAACAAGCAAAAGCUAGCGAGGUUGCCCUCUUGAACAGGAUACGAAACAUUAC
This is a messenger RNA of Amoebophrya sp. A25, 1205 nucleotides long. NCBI's taxonomy places the organism in Eukaryota, Dinophyceae, Syndiniales, Amoebophryaceae. The record is from the annotation of a GenBank genome assembly.